Molecule: messenger RNA, 630 nt
Organism: Linum tenue
Lineage: Eukaryota; Viridiplantae; Streptophyta; Magnoliopsida; Malpighiales; Linaceae
Source: the annotation of a GenBank genome assembly
GGUUGCGGUUCAAAACUGCAAACCGCUAAAUCCCUACACGGAAGGUCGCCCACAAACACUUCAGUGAGACUUUUCACUUCCUCCUCCACUGCCUCAUCCAACCGCAGCAGUGUCUCCCCUCAAAUCACCUCUUCUCUCCUCGAAUCCCUCCCUCUCUUUACCUUCGCCUCCAUCCACCGCCACUCAGCCUCCUCCUCCUCGGGCGAUUGCACGGUCUGCUUCUCCAAAUUCAAGCCAAAUGACCAGCUCCGCCUCCUCCCUCUGUGCUGCCACACCUUCCACUCUGCCUGCAUCGACACCUGGCUCCUCUCCAACCAGACCUGCCCCCUCUGCCGCUCCCCGCUUCACGCCUCCAAUUCCGACAUCCUUAAGGCUCUCUCCUCCUCUUCCGUCUCCGACAGCUUCCGCCUCGAGAUCGGCUCCGUCAGUCGGCUCCAAGGGGACGACGUCGCCCACCAACACUUCAGCACUCCCCAGUCGGCGCAUUCCUCAGUCUCUACUACGGUCUUCGUUGGCGGUGGAGGAAGCAGUAGUAUCGCUUUCGAAGAUUUCCAUUUCCCAUCUGAUCUCAUCUCCAUUCAGGAUCACAAGGACGAGACGAUGCUCGGUGCAUUUCAUUCUCUGUUAUAG